This is a messenger RNA of Cryptomeria japonica (Japanese cedar), 965 nucleotides long. Its product is annotated as probable carboxylesterase 15. Bases 15 to 965 code for a protein of 316 amino acids. The transcript has a single exon. The record is from RefSeq and is a predicted model, not a curated record. Lineage: Eukaryota; Viridiplantae; Streptophyta; Pinopsida; Cupressales; Cupressaceae. Gene Ontology annotation, molecular function: hydrolase activity.
GGAUUGAAAAAACGAUGUUGGAUUUGGCUGAGCCUUGGCUUGUGGAGGAUAAUGGUGGUCCCAUUAAACUUUACAGCGAUGGAUCCGUCGUGCGGGCACCGAACCCAUUUGAAUCUUUCUUCCUUACUGAGCACAAUAAUUAUGGGCACGUUCCAUACAAAGAUAUUGUGUUUGAUGAGGAAACUGGUUUGUGGGCGCGCCUCUAUCUGUCACCUGAGACCAAAAACAGAGUACCCGUAGUAAUGUAUUUUCACGGGGGAGGAUUUUGCAUGCUAAGCGCCGCAACCACGAUGUUUCACCGUAUGUGCCAGAUGUGGGCAGCCAAACUGGGCGUGAUCAUCGUAUCUAUGGAUUAUAGAUUGGCCCCUGAGCACCGCCUUCCCGCCGCCUACGAAGAUUCCAUUGCAGCCCUGCGAUGGAUGGUGAAAGAGGGCGCGACCGGAGAUCCGUGGCUGCACUCCCACGCCGACUUUUCGAAGAUAUUUCUGGCGGGCGAUAGCGCAGGAGGGAACAUCGCACACCAUGUGGGCGUCUGGGCGGCGAGCAAAACCGUGGAAAUCAAAAUCAAAAUCAAAGGUUUGAUUUUGUUGUAUCCUUUUUUCGGGGGAGAAGAGCGGAUGCCUUCAGAAAUGGAAAAGGGGUCCUCGAUGUUAACUGCCGAGGGUCUGGACGGCAUGUGGAGAUUGGCGCUGCCCGUGGGACGCAACAGGGAUCAUCCUUAUUCGAAUCCUCUUGCAGAAGGGGAAGGGUUGUGCACACUGGACCUUCCGCCUGUGCUGUGUGCCAUUGGGGGGCGCGAUAUACUGAGAGAUAAAGAGUUGCAAUACUGUGAGGCUCUCAAAAACUGGGGGAAACAAAUUGAGGUGCAUAAUUUCGCGGAGGAAGACCACGGCUUCACUGUCAUGAAAAUGGAAAGCCAAAGCUCGCUUCAAGUCCUCGGCCGCAUCGCUGAUUUCCUCAAAUGA